CAGAGGACGUGAGAGCAGGCAAGAUGGAGUGCUGGCACAGAUGAAGACUGUCCCUGGUCCCGUUCGACAGUCCACAUGAGCGUCUCCAAACCCCCACCACCCCCCUCUACCUCUCACCUGGCCAUCCCCCCUUCCUCCACCUCCACCCCUUCCUCAUCCGCCUCCUCCCCCUCUGUGACACCCCACUCCACCGCUCCGCCCCCUCCCUCGCCCGUCAAGAUCUCUAUGCAGGAGCACUUUGCCAUCAAUGUGUGCCCAGGCCCCAUCCUCCCCAUCCCACAGAUCUCAGACUUCUUCCCCCGUUUCCACGAUUACCCCUGCACACCACCGCCUCCGAGGGAAAAGAAGAUCCUGAAAGAGGAGACUUUCAACGGGGAGACGGGCGGGGGAUACAAGGAUGGGGAGAGAAGGGGGGACAACGAUGGAGACAGGGAGGAGGUGUUUGACUCUGAUGAUGAUGACACCUACCUGGGAACGUUGGAGUUCAGCCUGCUCUUUGAUCAGGAGAACAACUGUCUUCAUUGUACUAUUCACAAGGCAAAGGGACUGAAAGCCAUGGACUCCAAUGGGCUGGCUGAUCCAUACGUCAAGCUUCAUCUUCUCCCCGGGGCUAGCAAGGCAAACAAGCUACGCACAAAAACCCUGAAGAAUACACUGAACCCAGUGUGGAACGAAACGCUGGUGUACCACGGCAUCACAGCAGCUGACAUGACCACCAAAACGCUCAGGCUGUGUGUAUGUGACAUGGACAGGCUGGGACGAAAUGAAUUCAUUGGAGAGGUGAGAGUGGCUCUGAAGAAACUGAAGGAGGGUGAGGGCAAACGCUACAAUAUGGGCCUGGAGAGAAUUGCACAGAAUAAAGAAACUAACAAUCAAACGGUGGAGCAGGGGGCGCUUGUGGCGGAGGAGGAGCGUGGCCGCAUCCUGGUGUCACUGUGCUAUAACACGGAGAAGGGCUGUCUGCUGGUUGGAAUCAUACGCUGUGCCCAUCUGGCCGCCAUGGACUCCAACGGCUACUCUGACCCCUUUGUCAAAAUCAUCUUGCAACCAGAUAUGGGAAAAAAGUCCAAGUACAAGACUUCUGUGAAGAAAAAGACUCUCAACCCUGAAUUCAAUGAGGAGUUUUCAUAUGAAGUACCUCUGGACCAGCUGGCAAAGAAAACCCUGGAGAUCUCCGUGUGGGACUACGACUUGGGAAUGAGCAACGACUUCAUAGGUGGAGUGGAGCUGGGCAUCAAUGCAAGUGGACAGAGACUCAGACACUGGUUCGAUUGUCUCAAAAACAAAGGGAAGAAAGUGGAGUACUGGCAUACGCUCACACAGCAAGGAGCCCCGAGCAGUGACAAACCGGACUAGAUUACACAAGACACUCAUGCAUACAUACAUAUGUACACACACACACACAAACUUGUACUUCUAUCUUUGUGAGGGCACUCAAUAACAUAAUACAUUCCCUAGCCCCUUACCUUAACCUUGACCAUCACAACUAAACGCCUAACCCCAAACCUUACCCUAACCCUGACCUAAUUUUAACCUGAACCCUCAAACAGCCUUUUAAAUGUGUGUCAGAAAGUGAGGAGCAGCCGAAAUGUCCUCACUUUCUCAAAAUGUCCUCACUCCCAAAGGUCUGUGACUCAAAUACCUCACAAAGACAAAAGCAUAAGUACACACACACACUCACGUUUGUCUCACUGAGUGAUGGUUGGACCAAGUCAAGCAGUAAUAAGAGCAAAGGAUAAAACAUGCAAUAAUAAUAAUGUUAAAAAUGAAAAUCCUUCAUAUAAUGCCAAUAAUUACAGCACCAAGUAUUAGUAUAUGAUAUUCAUACUAAUAUUAGUGAUGGUAAUAAGGUGUAAUCUGAAAUCAUUUUUUUAAAGGUGAACCAAAAUUGUGACGAUGUCCUCAUUAAAGUGUUGACGUAACAAAACAAUACUCACAAAAUUGUGCUUUAGACCUUACUGUAUUGUGGAAGUUGCUCAUAUUCUGUCAUUCAAAUUUACACCCAAUGAAGAGAUUUGAGACUAAUGUACUCAAAAUUCAUUCAGUGAAAGGGGGCCAGCAGUAUGUGCACCCUAGUGACUCAUAAUGUGGUAUAUAGUUACAGGAGUGGGGAUGUUAUAAAAGGGUGAUUCUGUUCUGAGAAGUCUCUAUUUUAGUGGUUGUUGAUCUGAUGCAAAACAAAACACACCGUAUUAUAAAGCACAAAAUGAUCCAUUUGGUGGAUUUGUACCUUUACUGUUUUGGUGUUCUGGUUCUUACGUCUUUUCAUUGACUUUCAGUGACAGUGGCUCUCUAUACACCUUCAUAUCAGACAUUAACAUGUCAGCAUGUGUGUGUGUGUGUGAGAGAGAGAGUGUGUUUUUGUGUGUGUGUGGAUGAGGGCUAUGAGAAUAUGAGUGCCUACAUUUACUGUCUGUGUAGUGUGUUUCUAUCUGUAUUCAUAUCAUGCCCCAUUCUAAAUGUCUCCAACUUCAGAAGCACAGAGGUGUGAAGAAAUAAUAACAAAGGACAAGAAAGACACAUACAAGAGAGAAAUCCUCUGCCACCACCACAGGCCUCAGUGGUGUGAGUGUCUCUGGCUGAAGGACACUGACAAGCUGUCAAUCAUGUGUGUCAGACCUUUGCCAUCCCUCUCUCCCCUUGCCAGACAGUCAUAGAGCCACGUGAAGAAUGGGAUAUGUCUUGAUACAUAACCUCUGACCGCUCUUUUUGACUUUUCUGAUGAAAGGCUAACGUUGUGUCCGUGGCAGACAGAACGGAUAUUGCUUUUGGAAGUACUGUUUGUACUUUUGCUCCACUCCAGCAUUAUGAACCAGAUUUCAACAGGAUCCAAGCGAGUUUACCUCAGUGACUCAAAUUCAGCUCCAGCAGAGUCACAGAUGAUGUAACAUUUUCUUUCUGCACAGCAAUAUCUUACCAGUAAUAUAUUAUUUGAAAAUUCAGGCAUUUGAUUGGUCCUGUUAUCUGAUCUAUGAGAAUAGAGCCCCCCAAUUCACCCUAGAAGCCUCUCCAUGUGUGAGAAAAAAUUGGCUGAAAUCUGCUUCACCCAUCAGAUGUGAUCAGUUCAUCCCAUUAUUUCUGACCUGUUAGAUAUCAGGUCUAUAGUGGCACAUAUUUAAUUCUUUGGACACGAGACAGGACCGCUGGGACUACUGUGUCCAUGUCUGUGGAAUAUAGGAUUGCCUGCUGAGAUAAACUGUGUGCAGUUAGUAGAAAGGCAGACAUAGAGAAUGGAGCACCCCCCCCCCCCCCCCCCCCCCCCCCGCCCCCUCGUGUUUUAACCUCAGGUGAUAAAAUGAGAUUACACCCUGCAUGGAAACAUAUUUGUUGGUGGGGGACAGUGGAUAAUCAUAGACCAAGAUCCAAGAUAUUGAGAAGCUAUGCUUGAUUGCACACUUAAUAACCUACGUGUGUUAUGUGUCUCGAUGCACAUAUCUGCAUAUUGAUGGUGUAUAUGGGCCAGCUUGUUGCUGAAUUCCAUUAAUGCCUGCCAAGAUAUCAAAUGCAUUCCCGCGGUUCAUCUAUCACUAUUGCUCUGGCCAUACAAUGGUUCACAAAAGCCUACGCACAGUCAGUCAGUGGCCUCCGGGACUUUUCUAACUGUUGAAUCGAUCCGGCUGCUCAUAUUCUUGGUGUCCUUCGACAACCUUGUGAAUGUCUCAUCGUUGACUGCAAAAAAAUGGAUCCUUCGGUGGUGAAUUAGGUUUCGAAUAAAAAGGGCUUGGGCAUUUGGAAAGCUUGGAACUAAACUAUAUGCUACAACAGUAAACUGAAACGCAUUUUAAGUUAGACAUUAAAAGGAUUUUUUUUUAAAAA
This is a messenger RNA of Toxotes jaculatrix (banded archerfish), 3816 nucleotides long. RefSeq names its product double C2-like domains, delta (gene doc2g). The transcript has 11 exons. Lineage: Eukaryota; Metazoa; Chordata; Actinopteri; Toxotidae. The record is from RefSeq and is a predicted model, not a curated record. Gene Ontology annotation, cellular component: membrane. The coding region runs from base 76 to 1356 and encodes 426 amino acids.